AUGGCCGACUUCCCGUGGGGGUUUGGGGUAAUGGGUCCAAGAGGCUUUUUCUACGUCUUGGAGCCGCACGCAGCGACACCAGUGACGUUUUCGCAACCGCGCUGGACUCCGGAUCGUUGGCUGCGGUUAGCUGUGUCCUCCAAACCCUCCACUCUCUGCAACACAACCAGACCAGUUCCCGGCAGUCCACUGUGGUUCCUCCAGGAGCUUGAACCAGGGAGCGCGACCUUCAGCGCCAAGAACGUCUACGGGAGAACCUUCAUGCGGGAGCUGGAAGGACGCGCUGCCAGCAGUGCGCCAGCCGGAGCGCCACCGACGCCGGAGGAGGAGAUGGAUGGGGAGGUGGAGGUGGGAGGAGGCGAGCAGCUGGAUGUCCUGUUCGAGAAGGAGCAGGGUGUGGUGCGACGGGCCGGAUGGCUCUCCUUCAAAGCUCUCAUCACCGUCAGCAAGGACAGGAAGCUGGAGCUGGUCGCUCGCCGCAAGUGGAGACACUUGUGGGUGACACUGAAAGGUUGCACUCUGCUGUUUUACGAGACUUACGGGAAAAACAUGAGCGCCGAGCAGGAGCUUACUCCUCGCUACGCUCUGCUGGCCGACGACAGCAUCGUCCAGGCCGUCCCCGAACACCCCAGGAGGGAGCACGUCUUCUGCCUGAGCAACUCGCACGGAGACGUCUACCUGUUCCAGGCUACCAACCAGACCGACCUGGAGAACUGGGUGACGGCGAUCCACUCGGCGAGCGCCUCGCUGCUGGCGAAGCGUCAGCGGAAGGAGGACACGCUGCGGCUCCUCCGCUGCCAGAGCCGCUCGCUGCUGCACAAGAUCGACAUGGACGGGAAGAUGAAGAAGAUGGCGGAGCUGCAGCUGUCCGUCAUCAAGGAGCAGAAGAACAGGAAGGCCGUGGAGAGCCAGAUCCUGCAGUGGGAGCAGAAUCUGGAGAAACUGAACCUGGAUCUGUUCCGGUUGCGGUGCUACCUGUCCAGCCUGCAGGGCAGCGAGCUCCCAAACCCCAAGAGCCUCCUCGCUGUGGCCAGCCGGCCCUCCAAGAGCAUGCUGGGACGCCUGGGGGUCUUCUCUGUGUCCUCCUUCCACGCCCUGGUGUGCAGUCGGGACGAGGCGAUGUUGAGGACUCGGAGUCGGACUCUGUCGGGAGGCAACCUCAGGAGGAGGGGCCUGCCGUCCUCUCUGAAGGCCCUGGAUGGACUGAGCAGACGCAGGAGGGACGACAGACACUCCACGUCCCAGAAACUCGACUGUGCGUCUAAUCACAGGCAGACGACGCCCCCUGCAGGACAUCCUGCAGCUCUACAGGUCAGUGAUGAGCUGCAGCCUUCAGUCCUCGACGUUUUCACACUCAACAUCUGUCGGACCAACGCUGUUAAAGACUUUGGUUUUGCGGUGACGGGUCACGUGGACGGAGCGGGGAGAAGCCACGUCUACGUCAGUGAAGUCGACCCGCUGGGACUGUCGGCCAGAGAAGGCCUCAGGGCAGGAGACGAGGUCUUGGCUGUGAACGGGGCCGCUGUGUCCGGACUGGAUCUGGACCUGAUGCAGGGUCUCUUCAGACACCAGAAGCUCCAGCUGCUGCUCAGGAGAGACGAGUCCCCCGAGCCCGAGGAGCCCGCUGCCACCGCCGCCACCGUCUGGCCCAGCCCCUGCCAGCCCCCAGCCCCUCCGGACUUCCAGACCUGGACCACAAGCACAAAUUCAGAUUCUUCGUGUCCGGACGGCGUCCUGCUUCCUGUUUUUGACGCCGUUUCAUUGAAACCGUCUGAAGACGUCGAGCUGCAGAAACAGAACGUGGACCGGGUCUACUCCCUGUACCAGACCUUCCCAGAAGGCCGAGCGGCGGAGGCUGAUGUUCCAAGGAACCCGUACAGCAGAGAGGUCGGCCUGCAGCCCACUAGCCCCGCCCACCUGAGUGUGUGUCAGCGUCUGCGUAAAGUCAUCCAGGAGCUGGUCGACACAGAGAAGUCCUACGUCAAAGAUCUGGUUUGUCUGUUUGACAUCUACCUGACUCCUCUGCAGAAGGAGACCUUCCUCAGUAAAGAAGAGAUGGAGGCGUUGUUCGGAAGUCUGCCCGAGAUGUUGGACUUCCAAAGAGUUUUCCUUCAAACGCUGGAAGAGAAAAUCGCCUCCUGUCCCAACUUCAGCACCCUGGAAACGCCCGGACAGUUCAAGAAACUCCUCUUCUCGCUGGGAGGAUCUUUCCUUUACUACGCCGACCACUUCAAGCACUACAGCGGCUUCUGUGCAAACCACAUCAAAGUGCAGAAAGUCCUGGAGAGAGCGAAGACAGACGGUGCCUUCAAGCACUUCCUGGAGGCGAGGAAUCCGACCAAUCAGCACUCGUCCUCUCUGGAGUCCUACCUGAUCAAACCCGUUCAGAGAGUCCUGAAGUAUCCGCUGCUGCUCAGAGAGCUGGUGUCGCUGACCGACCCCGAGAGCCCCGAACACGCACACCUGACAGAGGCGCUGAGAGCGAUGGAGAAGGUGGCGAGUCACAUCAAUGAGAUGCAGAAGAUCUACGAGGAUUACGGCUCUGUGUUCGACCAGCUGGCUGCAGAGCAGAGCGGACCUCACAAACAGGUGACGGAGAUCUCGAUGGGGGAGUUUCUGGUCCAUUCCUCUGUGGUUUGGUUGAACCCGCUGCCCAGUCUGGGACGACUGAGGAAGGAACCAGAGCUCACACUGUUCGUGUUCAAACGGGCCGUCAUCCUGGUUUACCGGGAGAGCGCCAAGCUGAAGAAGAGGAUGACCGGCUCCCGCUCAGCUGAUCUGGACCCCUUCAGGUUCCGCUGGUUAAUCCCAGUUUCAGCGGUUCAAGUCAGACCGGCCAACAUCACAGGCUCAGAGAACCCGUGUGUCUGGGAGCUGGUUCACAGCAGGUCGGAGGUGGAGGGCCGACCGGAGACGGUGUUUCAGCUCUGCAGCAGUGGUUUGGAGACGAAGGCCAGCGUGCUACGAGCUCUUCGCUCCCUCCUCAGAGACCGAGCGCCCACCGGCUCCCUGAGGAGGACCAGGCUGUCGACGGCAGAGAGGAGCGGCUCCUGGAGGAGGAGGCAGCAGCGCUGUCGCUCCGACGGCCAGAGGACGACCCACCGUCAGCCGGAGGAGAGCUGCAGACCCGACGCCGGCUUCCUCCUGGGAGAGACCUGCUCGGAGCCCCUGCUGCCCAGCCGCGCCCCCUCCGACUCCUCAGGGAAGAGGACCCGACUCUGCUCCCUCACCAGCGAGCUGGAGGCUCAGCUGCAGAGGCUAAACUUCACCGAGGAGGAGGAGGCCGAGCGAGGAGCAGCAGUGGCAGCGUCUCACAGCGGCGACCGGAGGAACGAGGAGACGGGACGGACCUCCAGUCUGCGUCGAAGUCCUGGAGGAGAAGUUCUGGACCUGGAGAGAGACUUCAGUGUUCAGAGCCUGACCUCCAUGAUUAACGAGGACUGUUUCUACGACUCCAUGCUGGGGAUGCAGAAGGUGGCUGUUCCCACGCUACAGGGCUAAAGCUAACACGCUAACUGCUGGAAACCACAGGGAGUAAAACUUUUAUCAGACCUGUUUCUUCCAUCACGUCGGACAUCAACCCGUCGUACUAAAGGAGUCACACGUGGAACGACCUCUGGCAGCCGUCUGAUUGGCUGAGAGUUCUUCAAAAACGACGACGUUUUCCCGAUGAGGAAGUUUACGUCAUAAAUAUAGAGACGUGAAGUGAAUAAACUCAAGUAUAACAAAGUUUAAGAGCCACUGUGAGAGAAUUUUGGGGAACAAGUUUUAAUAUUACAAGAAAAAGAAAGAAAUAUUUUAAGAAAAUGUUAAUUUUAUGAGAAAAUUUGAUAUUAUGAGAUUGAAUAUUCAAUCAAAGUAAUAGGAAACUAUCUUAAGUAUUCUCUUAACAAUUCAGACUUUAUUCUCGUGAAAUUAUUCAUUUAUUUUUGAAAUAUUAGGUUUAUUUUAUUUUUCUCAUGAUAUUAAAUUAUUUUUUCAUCUCAAACUUUGUAUUAUUUCCUCACAGUGGCUCUAAAUUUAGAUUUUGGGUGAGUUUGUCCAUCCACCAACAGGGUCAAUAAACAAACCACAAACCUCCAAAAAACUUUCAGGAACUAUGGAAUCAUUUUUAACUUCUUCAAGAAUACCGAAGAGGACGUAAAGAGACUUCAUGAUGAGGAACGAUGAAGGAAUCUGGAAGAAAACAGUGGUUUUACGCAGUGGAUUUAAGAGCUUUUGCAAGGAACAAAGUCUGAGAGAAUAAAACUUAUCUGGAGCUCAGUUCUCUGUUGGGAUUCUCCGUGUUCUCGUUUUUAUUUUGAGAAAUAAACGAAUAUUUCUCUGGUUUUGAUGAUUUCGUUGCACUCAGCUGCCUGAACUCGUCACAAUCGUCUGUUGAAACGUUGUAAAUAUUUCUCUUGUACAGUCGGUUUUGUAGUUUUCUGUUUAACAGAUAUUUUCUUGACAAAAGCGGUUUGGAUGAAACGUCUGGAGCUGCUGGAUCGGAUCGAAGCCUUCAUGUAACUGCGGGUUCAACUGAUGUAUUUAUAUUUGUUUUUCUGUAUUUCAAGUUAUGUGACUGCGUUUCAUUUUAAUGAACUCUUCAAGUUAUUUGUAUUAACUGUUAAAGUAUUUGGUAAUUUAUUUUCUUAAAUAUUUGUGUACAACUUUUUAAUGAGUCCAAUAAAUGACAAAGUAUU
Morone saxatilis (striped sea-bass) is the source of this 4682-nucleotide messenger RNA. Its product is annotated as T-lymphoma invasion and metastasis-inducing protein 2-like. The transcript has 23 exons. Lineage: Eukaryota; Metazoa; Chordata; Actinopteri; Moronidae. Gene Ontology annotation, biological process: small GTPase-mediated signal transduction; activation of GTPase activity; positive regulation of axonogenesis. Gene Ontology annotation, cellular component: synapse; membrane. Gene Ontology annotation, molecular function: guanyl-nucleotide exchange factor activity; protein binding. The coding region runs from base 1 to 3501 and encodes 1166 amino acids. The record is from RefSeq and is a predicted model, not a curated record.